Phascolarctos cinereus (koala) is the source of this 2036-nucleotide messenger RNA. RefSeq names its product cyclin dependent kinase inhibitor 1A (gene CDKN1A). Gene Ontology annotation, biological process: regulation of G1/S transition of mitotic cell cycle; DNA damage response; negative regulation of cyclin-dependent protein serine/threonine kinase activity. Gene Ontology annotation, cellular component: cyclin-dependent protein kinase holoenzyme complex; nucleus. Gene Ontology annotation, molecular function: cyclin-dependent protein serine/threonine kinase inhibitor activity. The record is from RefSeq and is a predicted model, not a curated record. NCBI's taxonomy places the organism in Eukaryota, Metazoa, Chordata, Mammalia, Diprotodontia, Phascolarctidae.
UCUGGGCAGAGUUCUGCAGUCACUGAACCAACAUUAUCUUCCAGUCACUGUUAUGGCAAAGCCUGGAUUCUAUUUUGGUUUUUUGAGAAUUUCUGUCCAGAUUUCCUACUCAGUUCUCAGCCGCUUCUUGGGCCGGAGCUUCAGUUUUCUGAGAGUCGUCACCAUGUCUGAGUCACCGAGCAGAACUCGUCAGAUCCCCUGCAGUGGGAAACUUUGCCGGAACCUCUUUGGACCUGUGGACCACGAGCAGUUGCAGCAAGACUGCCAGGAUCUGAUGCAGAGCUGCACUCAGGAAGCCCAGCGCCGAUGGAACUUCGACUUCGUCACCGAGACUCCCCUGGACGGCGACUUUGCCUGGGAGAGGGUCCGAGGCCUGGAUCUGCCCUCCAUAUAUCGUCCAUCAGGGCCAUGGGGCAGGGAGGACCUGGGGGGGAAGAGGCCAAAGCCCCAGCCCAGCUCCCCAGCCCUGCUACAGAUGUCCGCCCAGGGAGACCAUGUGGACCUGUCCCUCUCCUGCACCGUAGUACCACUGACCCCAGAGCGGGAGGAAGGGUCCAAGGCUGGGACCUCCCAACCAACCCGAAAACACAAGCAGACCAGCAUGACUGAUUUCUACCAUUCAAAGCGAAGGCUCAUCUUCUACAAGAGAAAGCCGUGACUUGACGCUCCAAUCUCUCUCUUUCGGCCCGGUGAUGAUGACCACCCCAAUUCAGCUUUUUGUUCGUCAGUGUGUGUGUGUUUUAAUUAUUGUUUGUAUUUUAAUUUAAACUCCUCUUUGUAUAUAUACGCUCUCUUCGUGCUGGGUGGGCCCUGGCCUGUAUAGCAUGGAGAAUAUUUAAGAAAAAAAAACACAAAAAACGACAGUGGAAAGCUAGCUGCGCCCCCGCUGUAUAAGUCGGACUGUCGGGUAUUUUUAUGUUUUGAAACCUUAUUUAAAAUGUCCUUGUCCUAUGUUUCCUCUAUCCUAUAAGAUAGAAUGAAGUUGGCCUCAGGCCAGAGAUCGGUGUAGCUAAGGAAUGCUGCUAGCUUCCCUGCCUUGUUGUUCCUUACCCAGGAUCUCCUGGUUAGGUGACAUGCCCAAGGGCAGUUAUCUCCCAUCAGGUGUUGUGGACUUCUCCCGGGUUCUCUAAACUAAGUUAAUUUUAAUUUGAAAAAAAUAAAAUAAAAAUAAAAAACAGAUGGCACUUUGUUGGGAGGGUGAGGUGGGGGUAGGAUUGGUAGGGGUACAAAGUGACUGGCCUCCUCUGAGAUGUCCAAAGCCAAGGGAUGAAGGGUAGGGGUCCCACCCCAUUGGCCUUUUGGCUUUGCUCUCUACUGAGAGGUGGGGGAGAGAGUCGGUUCCUGUAGCGUUUCCCCCACCCCCUCCCUCUGUCAUGCCCCUCUUUGCCUGCCCUCCGGCACUGAGUGGGCAGGUGGGCAUCCGUUCCCCAAAGGUGGAGGAACCAGCCAAGCUGCUCAGGAUCCCGGGUCCCUAUUGGUGCUGUCCUGCCCUGCACUUUCUACAGAGACCUAGCUACCCUUCCGUGGCUAGGUUUUCCUCUUAGCUCUCCCCUCCCCUGCCACCCUUUCCCCCUCCCAUUCAUCCUCCCGUCUCCCCUCCCUUCCCAUUGUACUUUGUGUAGCAGCUGAAUAAGGUGAUGGUGGUUUGGAGGCAGAGUGACGAGGAUGUUCUGGCCUUUUGGGAGAAGGUAGGAGGGGCCGUUGCUGACUGCAUACAGAAGGAACAGGUUUCAUUCCAUCCUGACUUUGACCUGUCCCAAAAGUCCUGUGGACAAAACCCCAGCCUGGGCACUGACCCUAGAGGGGAGAGUAGGUAGCAAGCACUUGGAGUCUGUACCAUACAAUUUGAGCACUUGAUUCUGCGCUCUCUUCUCUUGUUCUGGUUCAUGUGUAUGUCUUGGUCUCCUCAACUAGACUGUAAGCUCUUUGAGGGCAGGGACAGCAUCUUAUACUUCUCUGUAUCCCACACGACCCCCUAACACAGGGUUGGGUAUAUAGCAGGUGCUCAGUAAAUAAUACUUAUUGACCUAACCACA